Messenger RNA from Chinchilla lanigera (long-tailed chinchilla), 3388 nucleotides. RefSeq names its product JRK-like (gene Jrkl). Gene Ontology annotation, molecular function: DNA binding. The record is from RefSeq and is a predicted model, not a curated record. Gene Ontology annotation, cellular component: nucleus. Lineage: Eukaryota; Metazoa; Chordata; Mammalia; Rodentia; Chinchillidae.
GCGUGACGGCCUUCCCGCGCGCCCUUCGCGGCCCCGGGCGGUAAAGCACAUGUCCGUAGCCCAGGCUGUCCGCGGUGACUUGGGGCCUCCCCCGCCGCCCCGCGCGGUUAAAGGCCGGCUCCCUCAGGCCUCCUUCCCCUCCUCCGCAGCCCCUUCGCCGGCCGGGCCGGCCGGAUGCUGUGAAGCUCGGAGGACUGUGUUAAGACGCGGGAGGACUUUGUGGAUUACUGAGUGCCAGGGCGAGGGCAGUCCCGGGACCUCGCUAUGUCAGGGAAGCGGAAGCGUGUGGUGUUGACUAUUAAAGAUAAGCUUGAUAUAAUAAAGAAGCUGGAAGAUGGAGGUUCUUCCAAACAGCUGGCUGUGAUUUAUGGAAUCGGGGAAACAACGGUUCGGGAUAUUAGGAAAAAUAAAGAAAAGAUUAUAACUUACGCAAGCAGCUCUGAUUCGACAAGUCUUCUGGCCAAGAGGAAGUCUAUGAAACCAUCCAUGUAUGAGGAACUGGAUAAAGCAAUGCUGGAAUGGUUUAAUCAGCAGAGAGCAAAAGGGAAUCCCGUGUCUGGACCAAUUUGUGCAAAAAGGGCAGAGUUCUUCUUUUACGCUUUGGGGAUGGAUGGUGAUUUUAACCCCUCAGCUGGUUGGUUAACUCGAUUUAAGCAGCGACACAGCAUUAGAGAGAUUAACAUUAGAAAUGAAAGGUUGAAUGGAGAUGAGACUGCUGUGGAAGAUUUUUGUAACAACUUUCGAGAUUUUAUUGAACAAGAGAACUUGGAGCCUGAACAGAUCUACAAUGCAGAUGAAACUGGACUGUUUUGGAAGUGUCUGCCUUCCAGGACUUCAGUAAUGAAAGGUAAAUGUACUAUUCCUGGGCACAAGUCUGUUGAAGAAAGAGUUACUAUCAUGUGUUGUGCCAAUGCAACAGGUUCGCACAAGCUUAAACUUUGUAUUGUGGGCAAAGCAAAGAAACCUCGCUCCUUCAAGUCAACUGACACUUUAAACCUGCCAGUCUCUUAUUUCAGCCAGAAAGGUGCGUGGAUGGAUCUUUCUAUUUUCAGACAGUGGUUUGAUAAGAUCUUUGUGCCACAGGUUCGAGAGUACUUAAGAUCCAAAGGUUUGCAAGAAAAAGCUGUGCUUUUGUUGGAUAAUUCACCAACACAUCCAAAUGAAAAUGUCCUUCGUUCAGAUGAUGGUCAGAUAUUUGCUAAAUAUUUGCCACCUAAUGUGGCUUCUUUGAUUCAGCCCUUGGAUCAGGGAGUCAUAGCAACAAUGAAGAGAAACUAUCGUGCAGGUCUUCUCCAGAAAAACUUGGAAGAAGGUAAUGACUUAAAGUCAUUCUGGAAGAAGCUAACUCUGCUGGAUGCACUUUAUGAAAUAGCAAUGGCGUGGAACUUAGUAAAACCAAUUACUAUUAGCAGGGCUUGGAAGCAGAUUCUUCCUACCAUAGAGGAGAAAGAAAGCAUGGACUUUGAUGAUGAAGAUAUUUCUGUGGCUACUGUGGCCACCAUUUUACAACAUACCAAAGGACUGGAAAAUGUUACUACUGAAAACAUUGAGAAAUGGCUUGAAGUAGACAGUACUGAACCGGGUUAUGAAGUAUUAACUGACAGUGAAAUCAUCAGAAGAGCACAAGGUCAGACAGAUGAGUCUAGUGAAAAUGAAGAGGAGGAAAUAGAACUAAUUCCGGAGAAACAUAUAAAUCAUGCAGCUGCUCUCCAGUGGACUGAAAAUUUGUUGGAUUAUCUAGAACAACAAGGUGAUAUGAUUCUACCUGAUAGACUGGUAAUACGCAAACUUAGAGCCACCAUCAGAAAUAAACAAAAGCUGACAAACUCAAGUCAAUAAUGGCAUUUUAAUUUAAUCACUGUUUUGGCAAUUCAUGCUUAUCGUCUUUGCAAUAUGUUUUAAUUUUAUUUGUUUUCUCAAUUCACAGACACAGUCCUGUGAGUUACAGAUUUUAAAAAAAUGUGUCUGUCAUAGCUUGGAAACUCUAUGUUUCCAUUGUCUGUCUUGUCCCUUUGUUCAGAACCUGUUUCUGUAUCCAUACCAAUGUGUAAUUCAGGUGUGUACAUCUACAGUCAUCUCUUCAAAACCGGUGGCAUUCCCCAAGUUCUCUAGCAAAAGUAAGAAAUAACAGUGAACAGAAUUUAAGCACUUUCCUAAAAUCUUUUGCUUGAAUUUUGAGGGUUGCCACAGUAAUCUUAGGCUAUAUAAAUAGUUGUUUUCUGUAUAUAUAUAGAUUGACAGGAUGAGAAAGAUCUAAAUUGUUAGGUUUCAGGAUGAUCUAUAAUUUUAAAAUGAAGUUUAAUAAUAGUGGGGAAAUAAUGAUCUACUAAUGAUAAAAAUAACUUACAAAUUCUGUUUUACCUUUGUGUGGAUGGCAAGAAGGGGAGAUUUUACUGGAAAUGAAAUAAAUAUAGAAAGUUACUGCUGAAUGAGAAACUUGAAAAGUUGAUACACAAGAGAGGUAUUCUGAUUAAUUCAUUGUAGGAAAUGCAGUUAAAAUUUUUGGAAACUUGGUUAUUUAUACAGAGAAUAAAUAUACUUGUUUUAAUUUGUUGUUUUAUUAUGAAUUGGGUAAUAGUGUACAUUUACUAUUUAUGUAAUUAUAGUACAUAUUUCUUAAUGCUUCAUGUAAUGAUCUGAGCUCCCACAUUAUACUUGGUGAACAAUAUCUUGGGAAUUUAAAAGUAAGAUUUGUUUAUUUACUGAAUAUUUAGAAAUAUUACCUAUGACUUAAAAAUUUUGUCAUACCUGGCUCUUAUUUGAUAUGAAGAGAAGAAUAAAAUUUUUAAUAUUUAAAAGAAAUCAUGUUUGUAUCUGUUUUUAUGAAAAGCAGAAGUAACUAUGAAAGUGCCAGCUAGGAAUUUCAUUGUUUAUUGUUUUGAUAAUUUUGAUAUUGUUUUGAUAAUUGUAAAGGGAUUAUUUCUUCUGAAAUUUAAUAUAGGUCAGAAUUUUGAUAAAUUUUAAUAAACUGUUCAACAUUUUGAAAACCCUUUGCAUGUAUUAAAAUUAAUUUGUAAUGUCAAAUCAAAACAUUCCCAUAUUGUUAUAGUCCAAAAUUUUUAAAAUCAUAAAAAUUAGAAUGAUUCUCAUUUUUGAAACAUUUUUGAUGAACUACUUAGUGCCUUUCUCCAAAUUUUUAAACUUUAAAAGGUUUUCAGUUUUCCAUAAUUUCUGUUAUCUUCACUAUGUAUAACAUAUUAUGUACGUGUGUGUAUGCACACUGAUUUUUCAAAAGAUUUGUGAUGAAAAUGUGUAAAACUUGUGUUCAUUAAAUGAAUUACCUCUGUGGUUAGGAAAAGUAUAAGAAAUGAGCAUACAUACUGAGUCAGAUAAUAAAGUCUGCUAUUGUAUAUGAUAAUUUUUCUGAAUGAAAGUUAAGUACUAAAAA